AUGGGGGGUCCCGCGGGGCCCCCACGCCUCCUCCACGUCCCGCACUGUGUCCUCUGUCUGCUCUGCCUCCUUCCGCCACUGCUUAAAGUAAGUGUGGGGUCCAGCCAGGCACCCAGAGACCAGCCCGUGUGGGCACUGCUGGAGCAGUACUGCCACUCCGCCAAGACCCUUUCCAACCUCUCAGGUCCCUACUCCUACUGCAACACGACCUUGGACCAGAUCGGGACGUGCUGGCCCCGGAGCGCGGCCGGAGCCCUGGUGGAGAGGCCGUGCCCCGAGUACUUCAACGGAGUCAAGUACAACACGACCCGGAAUGCCUACCGAGAGUGCUUGGAGAAUGGGACAUGGGCCUCGAGGAUCAACUACUCACAGUGUGAACCCAUUCUGGAUGAUAAGAGGAAGUAUGACCUGCACUACCGCAUUGCACUCAUCGUCAACUACCUGGGCCACUGUGUGUCCGUGGCAGCCCUCGUAGGUGCCUUCCUGCUUUUCCUGGCCCUGCGGAGCAUUCGCUGUCUCCGGAAUGUGAUUCACUGGAAUCUCAUCACCACCUUUAUCCUGCGGAAUGUCAUGUGGUUCCUGCUACAGCUCAUCGACCACGAAGUGCAUGAGAGCAACGAGGUCUGGUGCCGCUGCAUCACCACCAUCUUCAACUACUUCGUGGUGACAAACUUCUUCUGGAUGUUCGUAGAGGGCUGCUACCUGCACACGGCCAUUGUCAUGACCUAUUCCACAGAGCGCCUGCGCAAAUGGCUCUUCCUCUUCAUUGGAUGGUGCGUCCCCUGCCCCAUCGUCAUUGCCUGGGCCAUUGGCAAACUCUACUACGAGAAUGAACAGUGCUGGUUUGGCAAGGAGCCUGGUGACCUGGUGGACUACAUCUACCAGGGCCCCAUCAUCCUCGUGCUCCUGAUCAACUUUGUAUUUCUCUUCAACAUUGUCAGGAUUCUAAUGACAAAGUUACGAGCAUCCACCACAUCAGAGACGAUCCAGUACAGGAAGGCGGUGAAGGCCACCCUGGUUCUCCUGCCCCUUCUGGGCAUCACCUACAUGCUCUUCUUCGUCAACCCUGGGGAGGACGAGCUGUCGCAGAUUGUGUUCAUCUAUUUCAACUCCUUCCUACAGUCGUUCCAGGGUUUCUUUGUGUCUGUCUUCUACUGCUUCUUCAAUGGAGAGGUACGCUCAGCUGUGAGGAAGAGGUGGCACCGCUGGCAGGACCAUCACUCCCUCCGAGUCCCCGUGGCCCGGGCCAUGUCCAUCCCCACAUCGCCCACGCGGAUCAGCUUCCACAGCAUCAAGCAGACGGCUGCUGUAUGA
Molecule: messenger RNA, 1314 nt
Organism: Rangifer tarandus platyrhynchus (Svalbard reindeer)
Lineage: Eukaryota; Metazoa; Chordata; Mammalia; Artiodactyla; Cervidae
Source: the annotation of a GenBank genome assembly